AUGACGGAUAUCAUCCCCAGCCAGCAGCAUGCUGUCGUCGUCCAGAACCCAGGACCUAAUUAUUCCAUGACAAUCAAAGACAACAUCUCGGUCGGCAAACCCGGUCCGGAUGAGAUUUUGAUGAAAUUAACCUGCACUGGACUAUGCCGCUCAGAAAUCCGCGCCAUUCUCGCCUGGGGCAACUACAACCCCAUCAUCGGACAUGAGGGCAUAGGGGUCGUCGUCCAAACAGGGCCCAACAUUUCCCAGUCCCUGCUCAACCAGCGCGUAGGCGUGAAAUGGCUCUACAGCGCCUGUAAUGAAUGUUCCGUCUGUCAGCGCGGGUUUCCUCAGAACUGCGCAAAACAGCUCAACACAAGCCGCCACGUCCCGGGCACGUUACAGCAGUAUGUCAUUGCGGAUGCGCGAUUCGUCACGCGAAUUCCCGAGAAUGUAUCUGAUGAGGUUGCGGCGCCGCUUUUGUGUGCCGGUCUUACUAUGGCUGGAGCGUUAUCGAAACUCGACAGUCUACGAGCUGGUGACUGGAUUGCGAUUUCGGGGGCUGGGGGUGGGUUGGGGCAUAUUGGAGUGCAGAUUGCGGCAAGGGUGAGGAAGCUGCGGGUUAUUGCGAUUGAUAGUGGUGAUGCGAAGAGGCAGCUUAUUUUGGAUUCCGGAGCGGAGGUUUUUGUCGACUAUAAAACCGAAGAUGUCGCAGCGAGAGUACUGGAAGUGACAGGCGAAGGCGCACAUGCGACCAUUGUCGUCCCAGGCACAAAAGAAGCAUUUGCGAUGGCACCGCAGCUGGUGAGGAAUUUGGGGAUCAUUGUCAAUGUGGGAUUGCCCCCGAAUGAGAUGGACAUUCCUGUUUCCGCUACGUUGUGUGCAGCGAGAGGCUUAUCUAUCAUUGGUUCUUCGGUGGGAACUGAAGACCAAAUGACCGAGCUGCUGGAACAAGCAGGAAGAGGAGAAAUCACGCCUUCUAUCGAGGUGUUCGAUUGGACGGAAACGCCGAGUUUGAUUGAACAGUUAAAGGACGAUGCUAUAACCGGCAGGGCAGUGGUGAGACUGCCUCAAUGA
This is a messenger RNA of Aspergillus wentii DTO 134E9, 1056 nucleotides long. Its product is annotated as zinc-dependent alcohol dehydrogenase. Gene Ontology annotation, molecular function: oxidoreductase activity; zinc ion binding. NCBI's taxonomy places the organism in Eukaryota, Fungi, Ascomycota, Eurotiomycetes, Eurotiales, Aspergillaceae. The transcript is spliced from 3 exons. Bases 1 to 1056 code for a protein of 351 amino acids. The record is from RefSeq and is a predicted model, not a curated record.